This is a messenger RNA of Armigeres subalbatus, 1585 nucleotides long. Its product is annotated as alpha-tocopherol transfer protein-like. Bases 405 to 1349 code for a protein of 314 amino acids. Gene Ontology annotation, molecular function: phosphatidylinositol bisphosphate binding. NCBI's taxonomy places the organism in Eukaryota, Metazoa, Arthropoda, Insecta, Diptera, Culicidae. Gene Ontology annotation, cellular component: membrane. The transcript is spliced from 4 exons. The record is from RefSeq and is a predicted model, not a curated record.
GAUCGGAGCGAGCUUUAUUCAAUCACCAUCCGACCAAUCGUACAGUCUGUGUGGACCACUCGGGGCCUGGAUCUUGCGUAGUGCACGGCCAUCGUAAUCUCGUGUGUAAUUGCUAAGAAGUCACCACCCUCGUGUGAAGAGUCGGAAGACAACGACCACUGGUCAAGGUUAUUGAGAGCAACGUGAGGGAGCGAAAGGUUGCAAUUGCAAAAGUGCAUCAGCAUCGCUAACUAGAAUUUCAAGUUCAAGAAGUAAGAAGUUGCUUCGUUGGGGGGAGAAGUGCAUCCGAUCCGAAGCAGAAGAAUAAGUCACAGUGCGAAAACUACUUGAAACGUAGGAAAAGUGUUGCCUUUAGUUGCAUCGAGAACGUUGGACAAGAACCAAGAACAAAGAAAUCAGUAGUGAUGUCGAUCAAACGUGAUGAAAAGGAUAUCCCCUUCAUCGACCUGGGAGAUGGGUUCAAAAUCUACGUGCAGGCUGAUGAAUACACAGAUCCCGUCUUGAAAGCUAAAGCCAAAGCGGAACUGAAUGAAACACCGGAAACCGUUGAAAAAGCUCUCUCGGAACUGCGAUGUCUGUUGAAAGAGGAAAAGAAUCUUUUUAUUCCGGUGGAGAAUGAUUCCUUCCUGGUGAUGUACCUUCGACCGAAUCACUAUGACGUGCAGAAAACGUUUCAGAUGAUUCAGAAUGCCUACCGGUUGAAGUCCAAGAGUAAGGAAUACUACGAGCACACCCCGAAUCCAAGCUCGAUUCGGCACGUUUUCGACGAGGGGAUGAUAUGGUUCAUGCCGGAACGUGACACCGAUGGAGCAGCGCUGUGUGUGGUGGAGGUUGGAAAAAAAUGGAACACAUCCAAGGUGUCAAUCGUCGAACUGAUCGCCACCAUCCGCAUCUGCGUCGAAUGUGCGCUGCUUGAUCCGGAAACCCAGCUGCACGGAAUCAAGGUUAUCUUCGACACCGAGGGCCUUUCGAUGUCGCAAAUAGCCCAAAACACUCCGAAGCAUGCCUGCAUGAUCCUGGACUGGGUUCAGAAGGCGUGUCCGUUCCGGUUGCGUGGCGUCCACGUAGUGAACAACUCGAUGCUAUUCAACAUACUGUUCGCCAUCUUCAAACCGUUUAUUUCGAAAGAACUGCGCGAAAAGAUCUUCUUCCACAACAAAGACUGGAAAUCUCUCACGAAGCAGAUCAGCCCAAGCUCUCUGCGGCCCAAAUACGGUGGAUCAUUGGCGGCUCCCGAGUACAAAGGCCGUCUACUCGGCGAUUUUAUGCAGCUUUACGACAAACAUUUCGAUACACUCGAUUCGUACGGCUAUGUGGAUACCGUUGAUAGUCAACGAAGAUCAAAGUGAGCGCCCUUUUCGUUUCUCCGUUGAGUAGCAUUAAAAAGGCCCAUUUGCCAACCGCCUACUUGGACAGCGCUCUACAUACGUUCGGUAAGCUUUCGAUGCUCCGAAAUUGAGCCCCUUCAAUGCCUCAUGACAAAACGCUGACAGUGAUAGUUCAUAUACAUUAGUACUUAUGUUUAUUUAUUUGGUGGGAAAUUUUUUUUUUGUGGAAGACUCAUAAAAACGAAAAAUAAAUUCUU